UCAAACAGAGAAGAAGAAGAAGAAGAAAACAUUUUAUCGGUGCCUAGCACUAGGAAUAAAAAGCAAUGAGUGACACAGAGAAAACUGAAAAUCGAAACAAGAAAUCAACGGAAGUACUUACUGCAAAACAAUCGCUGUCGCACUGUGCCCAACGGUGGCGUCGAAUCAAGUUCCAUGUUGCCUGUUUGGACCGACUCACCGGUGGCGGUUUGCCUUCACGUGGAAUCGUUGAAAUAGCGGGUGAUGCUGGAUCGGGCAAAACUCAACUCGCUCUCCAUUUGGCAUUGGUUGCCCAGUUUCAGCUGAAAGCUAACCCUAGGCUACAGCCUCGUGGGGUGGUUUACAUUUGCACUGAGCAUCCAUUCCCAUCCAGAAGGAUAACUCAAAUGGAACAAGCUUUGAAGGAAAAACGUGCCGAGAUGGACGAAGGACCGUUUAAUUUCACCGACAAUAUUUUCGUCGAACAUUUGAAUAGUUCAACAGCUUUGGAACAAUGUAUCAGCGAUCGACUCCCUGUUCUGCUGGAGAACAAUCCGAUCGAACUGUUGAUAAUCGAUUCCAUUGCGGCGGUCUACGGAGACGAACAGAACUACGUUGACCGUGCACAUUCCUUCCGACGCGUCGUACACGCUCUACACUCACUGCAGGAGCAGUUCGAUUUCGCCACCGUCUGCACCAACCAGGUACGGUCGGUGCUCGACGAUGCCAGUUUAGACGAUGAAAAGAUCGUACCGGCUCUCGGAUUAGCCUGGGCUAGCUUGGUACAUACUCGGAUACAGCUUAGCCGCAUAAUUGGAAACCACAAACGAACCUGUCGGCUUCAGUUCAGUCCCACAAUCGCCCCGGGAGAGUGCCAGUUUCUCAUUACUGAGGCAGGGAUUUCGGAUGCAAUUUGA
This is a messenger RNA of Topomyia yanbarensis, 896 nucleotides long. Its product is annotated as DNA repair protein XRCC3. Gene Ontology annotation, molecular function: ATP binding; four-way junction DNA binding; ATP-dependent DNA damage sensor activity. Gene Ontology annotation, biological process: telomere maintenance via recombination; t-circle formation; resolution of mitotic recombination intermediates. The transcript is spliced from 3 exons. Lineage: Eukaryota; Metazoa; Arthropoda; Insecta; Diptera; Culicidae. Bases 66 to 896 code for a protein of 276 amino acids. The record is from RefSeq and is a predicted model, not a curated record. Gene Ontology annotation, cellular component: Rad51C-XRCC3 complex; replication fork.